CACAUUCCUUAUAUCAUUUGUGUCCUCAUCCUUUUUUCUUAUCCAAACCCUUGGUUUCGAGGGUUUCGAUGUCAUCCCAUUCUCUCUUGCUCGCUCUGUAGGUCUCGGCAUCUUGCCAUGGAAGCAUCUCGAUCUCUGAAUUUUCAUCUUCCAAGCUUUUGAGCGGAUUUGCAAGAAAAGUAAGGAAUUGGGAGCAUUAAUUUGGGGUUUUGUUUAAGAGAUCCGAGUGGAGUGAGAGGGGAAAGAUGUCAAGCAAUGGGAAUACACAUUGGUGCCACAGAUGCGGGCGGCCUGUGCGAGUCCGAGGACGAGAUGCUACUUGCCCUUACUGUGAAGGUGGCUUUGUGCAAGAGCUUGAUGGGAUGGAUGGGGUUGGGCCUUUUGAUUUCCUUGGAGGACUGGAUUCUGAUGACGAUCAUGACCACAGAUUUGGGAUAAUGGAGGCUUUCUCUGCUCUGAUGAGGCAGCGAAUGGGUAGGAGAAACCGCGACUUUGACCUUAGAGGAAGGUCUGGCAUUGGUCCAGAUAAUGGUCUGGCAGGGUUUGGCGCUGGUUAUGGUGCUGGUCCUUGGCUGAUAUUCCGUGGCCAAGUUCCUGUCAGGAUGUCUGAAAAUGGUGGCAUUGAAGUGCUUUUCAAUGGGGGUCCAGGAGUUGGUUUGAGGCGAGCUAAUGUUGGUGAUUACUUUCUUGGCCCGGGACUGGAUGAACUGAUAGAACAGCUCACUCGGAAUGAUAGGAAUGGACCGCCACCGGCAGCUCGGUCUUCAAUUGAUGCCAUGCCGACAGUAAAGAUCACACAGAGGCAUCUGCGUACUGAUUCUCACUGCCCUGUUUGUAAAGAAAGAUUUGAGUUGGGCUCUGAAGCACGGCAGAUGCCAUGUAAUCACAUGUACCACUCAGAUUGCAUUGUCCCAUGGUUGGUUCAGCACAAUUCCUGCCCUGUCUGCCGCCAUGAAUUGCCACCACAAGGAUCCAGUGGUUCUGGGGCUAGCAACAGAAGUAGCACUAGUAGUGGUAUCUCCAGCGGAAGGGAGGGUAGUGGGGAUAAUCAGGGAAGGCGUAACCCAUUCUCCUACUUGUGGCCUUUCCGCUCAUCCAACUCCAACUCCAACUCCAACUCCAACUCCAACUCCAACACCAACUCAAACACAAACGCAAACACAAACUCGAACUUGAACUCACACCGUACCGAAUCAAGUGGAAGCAGUUCAGCAGCCGUUCGUGAAGAUAAUCACCAGAUGAGUUACUCUGGGUGGCCUUUUGAUUAUUAGGCUCGUUGUAUUUUAGAGUUUCGUGUGCUUUACUUUGGUUGUUGUGCAGUCAUAAUCUACAUAGCAUAUCCAAAUUGAAACGAGUAAAUUUGCUUGGUGAAGUGAAAGUAGUUUAAGGCCUUGGAAUCUACUGAAUGGCUAGCCAAUGUUAAAGGUGAUCAAUAGUCAUUGGUUCUACUGCUCUCUUUAUGUAAAUGUUUUGGAUUAUAAGUGCUUGUGCCUUAAUCCUCUAAUUUUAAAUUUUUUCUUUUUUUACAAAA
Molecule: messenger RNA, 1531 nt
Organism: Macadamia integrifolia
Lineage: Eukaryota; Viridiplantae; Streptophyta; Magnoliopsida; Proteales; Proteaceae
Product: probable E3 ubiquitin-protein ligase RHC1A
Exons: 2
Coding region: 246-1271 (341 amino acids)
Biological process (GO): protein ubiquitination
Cellular component (GO): cytoplasm
Molecular function (GO): ubiquitin protein ligase activity
Source: RefSeq, a predicted model, not a curated record